Messenger RNA from Eimeria necatrix, 2061 nucleotides. RefSeq names its product Cell surface glycoprotein 1, related. The record is from RefSeq and is a predicted model, not a curated record. The transcript has a single exon. The annotation marks the transcript as partial. Lineage: Eukaryota; Apicomplexa; Conoidasida; Eucoccidiorida; Eimeriidae.
AUGUGGUUCUUUUCAAAUGCUGAAGCGCAACAAACGGUGAAUGAAGACGAGCCACCGUCGUCACGGUCUUCUGAGUCGGACGCUAAGGACGACCUCCACAAGCCAGAUGAGCCGACACCUGAGCAGAGCUUCUCGCCCUGGAAUUUUUGGGGGCAGUUGGCUGCGGGGACGCAAGCGCAGCUAGAUGCGGAGAGUGCCAGCUCCAUGGACGAAAAUGAGCAGGACGGAGAUGGUCAACCAUUGCAUUUGUCUUCUAUCAAUUCACAAAAUGGCCAUGAGGAGGAUACUGCUCCGACAGUACCUGAAAGUAGUGAUGAUAACCAGCCUACCUCUGGGUGGAGCCUUUGGGGUCAGCUCACGCAAAACACUGAAAAUUCAACGCCAACGCAUGAGAUCCCUCCAGAGGGAAAGGCAGCAACUGCUAGCCCGAAUGAAGCAGUGAAGGACACACCGUCAAAAGAACCAAGCGCGCAUGAUAGUGAGUCUGCUUCUGGUACGUUUGUUUGGAACUUCUUCGGUGGUGCCACCUCCUGGGUCAGCGACAGCAAACCUGAAACCCCGCUCUCAGAAGAACCAGUUCACCAGAGCCCGAGAACAAUCCGCCAAGCCGGGGAGAAGGUAGAUGGAAACGAAAAUAAAAAGGAUAGUAACAGCCAUGUUGUUGACCUUCCCGAGCAAGCUCCUGUGAUAGACGAUGAGCUCAUGUCUGGUCAGGACCCGCCGAAACAUACGGGAACGAUUGCCUCCGUAGGGGAAUCAAGCGAACUUCCAUUCGUGGGAAAAGUUGCAUCUAAUGGCAACAAUAAAGACAGUAAUGCCUCGAAGAAGAAGACCAGUUCUCAGUUGCACUCCACAAGUGGAAAUAAUGCACCGGAUAGCAUGGACGAAUUUGGAGAGGACCUGACAGAGAGCCUGCCCUCCAGCAAAUUACGGAUUGGGAACGAGGCAUCUGAAAAGAAGCAGGAGACUGAAGGAGACACAAACUUCUCUACAGUAAUGAAUGAGGAUUUGAACACCACAGGCCUUGCGGGAACAGAGCCGAAGCUCAUGCCACCUGUAAACCGAGGUAUGGUGCAUAUGGAGCCGUCAAGCAUUUUGAGUUCAGAAACUGUAUCACACCGAACGCAGCUGGCCUCAAAUCUCGGAGACAGUAAUUUUCUAGGGGAUCGGAGACCCAUGGAUGAAGCUCCCAUGCAAGCUUCCGAAUCCCCCUUGGCGAAACUGCUGACAGGCAGGUUGUCUAAGCAAUAUACUUUCGUCGAACGAAAGCUCCCCGACGGCACCGAAAUUAUAGUCAGGAACGACGAAAUUGGCGCUCCAAAAGUUAAGCCCAAGCUUCCUGGUGGAGCAGGGCUUCUCGCGCCCCCUCCUACAAGUGGAACUAAUAACCUACAUGCAGCAGCAAACCAGAAAGGCCUUUCGUCAAGAAGCAGCCAAGGCACACAGGAGCAGCAACAAAUCAAGGAGUCUGCCGAAGAAACUCACGCAAACAAACGAGGCGCCUCUCUUUCGCUUUCAACUAUAGAUCAACCAAAGACUUCAGAACUUCGCAACAUGACGAAAACAACGGAAAACACCAGCAGCAAGAACGCAGUUUUAUCCGUAACAGGACUCCCAGAGAUUGAGGACGAUUUAUUCAGGGACCAUGCGCCGCAGCAGGAGCCGAAGGCAGAAGAAAGUACACCUGAAGAAGCGGCAAACCUGGGUCGUUCGUCUCAGCAACGAGAAAGUGUCUCACAUCCAACAGGAGAAGAAGACUUGCAAGACCCGACAUGCGACAGCAUACUGAAAAUGAGUGCCGAGGAAAAAACAACCCAGACGGUUGCAAUUCACGUACCAAAAGCACCAGAUCACAUAGCCCGAAGUGAAGGCGACUCGAUCACACCACAAUCCCCUGUAAUGAUUUUAACGCAAAAAGGCCCUCCUCUGCUUCACAUAAAAGCACACGGAUCAACCAGACCACGCCCGCCUCUGCCAAAGGCGGUUGGCGUGAAGGGUCUUCCUCCUGUGAAGGCGAAGGCUGGUGAAGCUGCUGGGGAUGUGGAGGUUGGGGAGGGGAAG